AUGUCUAACAACCGUGCGUUGGUCGAAGCCCUAGGGCUUUCAUGUCCAUUGGGCGGCGACCCCUAUGUAUGCGAGGGAUCCUUUUAUGAGUUCGUUGGUUGUUGCACCUAUAACCCGUGUGAAGAUUACUCGGGUGCUUGCCAUAAAAAAACGGCUAGGCCUGCGAAUUCAACCUUUGCAUACAGAGAAGAAACUGCGCAGUUUAAGAACAAGUGGUUCUUCAUUUGCCGCAGUGAUAAUUACACUGAUAGACCCGGAAGUACCUGGUCAAAUAUGCAAUAUGGAGCGCCACGCGGCACCAAUGCCUCAUGUCUAGGAAGCAUGCCCUACGAUCUCGAUGCUUACUACUACUCGGAUGGCGGGGGAUUCUAUACGGAUGCAAUAUCCUUGACUCCAUACAAGGAAUUACGGGAAGAGCUAUUCAGCUAUGUGCAAGCCAAAAGCGACAACACCACGGAAGAAUCAGAACACACCGCAGUUCCAGCACCACAAAGCAAUCAUGCCUCGGAAAUUGACACUGGGGUAACCCAGAGUACCCUUUCACGAGCGGAUAUUAUUGGCUUAUCAGUUGGAAUUUUCGUCUUUGCCGUGGUCCUGCUCGCGUUGCUUGGCAGGUACUUCUGGAUUUCUGAGAUGAACAAACACUUGUUUUCAAAUCAUCGUGCAAUGGACCAUGAGAGCCUGGCCAAGGCGAAGACGAAGGCGAAUCUCAAGCCACGAUCAUGUGUCGAGGUUGCAUCGGAGACAGCUGAGGAAAACUCGUUAAUGGAUUCUUCGCAAAAAGAGUGCCCGCCUUGGCACGGUGGCCAACAGAGGUUAAACCAGAAAGACUUCUCGUGGUAUAUGGAGUUGGUGUGGGAUGUGCUCCUGACAAUCGCACCCACAUUCUUCAUAGUUAUCCCUGUUUUGGCCCUAUGUCUCGACAACCAACCGUUCUCAUCCCUUGGCGAAACCAUCUUAAGCAUCGACCGAUUGGUCCCCACCAUCUAUCCCAUUCUGAUUGCUGCCGUUGCUGCCCGUUUCUAUAAAAACCUGAGCCGUUGGAACCUAGAGCAACCUAACGGGGUAAGGCUUGCAGUUCUUGAACAGAUAAUGGGCAGCCAAAGCUUUGCUGGCGCGGUAGAGAGAUUGCUUUUUGUUCGUGCCCACGUGUCAGUUGGUUUCGUCAUCUUUGUAAUUUGGGCUAUGUCUCCUUUGGGGGGUCAGGCAGGCGCAAGGAUGGUUUAUCAUUCUCAUCGCGAGAUCUCGUCGUCCGGCAAUCUCUAUUACGCCGACCCGGCCUACCAGGUCUCGAGUUUUUCGAGCAUGGAAUUCCAGUACGUGUCGGAACUGAGUGUGAAAUCUCUGUAUUCAUCCUCACUUCUCCAACCUCCCGACCAAAAGAGCGCACCCCGAGAUCUUUGGGAAAUGCCGAAAAUCCCCCAGAGGGAUAAGAGCAAGGCAAUAGGCGAGAUGUAUGAGAUCGACCAGGGUGCGCUUGAUCGAGGCGAAAACGAAUAUUACUCUCUGCUUGGAACAAAAAUUCAAGGGCUGGACUUCAUAAAACAGAGUGAUGCACAGUUAAAAUUCUCUGUCCAAACGUCUUUCCUGGAAUUUGGUUGUACCAAUAGAUACGAAACAUUUGAUUCAGGCACCUAUAGGGGUCUGCCUCAAUAUGACCCGCUUUGGGGUACGAUUGAUCUAUGGAAGGGGGUUCUCAAUGGCACAAGCUUCUGGCUCAAGUGGUCACAAGGAGUUUUUUGGGAAGAAUACAACAGGAAUUGGGACUAUAUUGAGUCAUUUGGCAACCCCCAUUUGGUCUACAUGAGCAGUAGGCUCACACCCAAGAACUACAUGAUCAUGUUCAAUUGCUCAAUGGACACGGUUGUUCUUGAGACAGAGAUGGAGUGUGGCCUGAAUUCAAAGAAUCCUGGCUGCGCUGCUGUGCGCCAGCGCCUCGUUGACGUCCCGGAAUCGAAAUUUACCCUGAUGAAACAGACUAUGAAGUCAGCAAGGGCGAUGUAUGUGUUGGUUAGGAGAUUCGUCACCGCUGACGGGGGGUUUUUCAACCGCAUAGCCUCGGCCACAGACGCUUAUAUCGCUGGAGAUGUAAACCCCUAUGCUAGGCAGGGGGUCAUAGACUGGACGACCUACGAUGAGGGCGUGGUUUCAAAACGUCUGACCUCCGCCUUCAACACUUUCCAUAUGGCAACGCUGAACCCUCUGAACCAUACCGAUAUCUCUUUCGGCAAGGAUCCCGGGCCCCAAAUAUACUCGCCCGUUUCGCCAGCUGUCCCGACUUAUUACAAUUCAACUGAAGGAAGCGUGGUGACAAGAGUCGAAGUGUAUCGAACAGACAAGGUCUGGACGGCCAUUCAUCUUACGACCACCUUUAUCCUUUUGAUUCUGGCAAGUCUGGGGUUGGCGUUUCGGUUGCUGAUCCGUGGUCCCGACGUUGUGGGCUUUGCCAGCUCCAUGACCCACGACAACCCCUAUACCCCCCUACUGGAUUGUGGAAGUGCAAUGCCGGGACCACAGAGAGCGAGAUGGCUGAGAGACAUGCGAGUGCAACUAGCGGAUGUUCGCCCGGAUAACGAUGUUGGAUAUGUAGCGUUCAGGAAUUUGCCAUCGUACCUUGAAAGCAAGGCUGAAAUUGACGACAAUGAGCAGUAG
Molecule: messenger RNA, 2652 nt
Organism: Clonostachys byssicola
Lineage: Eukaryota; Fungi; Ascomycota; Sordariomycetes; Hypocreales; Bionectriaceae
Source: the annotation of a GenBank genome assembly